AUGUGCGACAGAAUGCCAGACCUGCUGGCUCGGGUGGGGCUUGGAACGGAGGCGGAGGAGGUCUGGAAGCAGCAGGCUCGGCAGCAGGGGAAAGACUUGGUCGGGAACAUGCGUAUGUGCUCUGGAGAAGGGGUUAUCUCGUGCUUAAAUCUGCUGCAUGAGACGGAGCAGGCGACCAAAGAGGAGGGAGUGGAUAGCAGUAGCAGCGGUGGCAGCAGCAGCAGCAGCGGUGGCAGCAGCAGCAGCAGCAGCAGCAGCGACAGCGGCAGCAGCAGAAGGGGGAAGCGGCCAGUGGUGGCACUCCUGUGGCUGGCAGGCAGCCACGUGGCGGAGCGUGAUUGGCAGGAGCUUCUGGCGGAGGUGAAUGAGAGCGGGUCGCUGCGGCUGCUGUGUGCUGAUGGCUCAUGCUCCGAUAUCCGCCUGGACUCGCUCUGCUGGUAUGCUACCCUCUGCCCUCCUUCAAUCGCCUCCUCCUUUCUUGCCCCUCCCUCCCUCCCUCCCUCCCUCCCUCCCUCCCUCCCUCCCUCCCUCCCUCCCUCCCUCCCUCCCUCCCUCCCUCCCUCCCUCCCUCCCUCCCUCACUCCCUCCCUCUCUUCCUCCCUCCCUCCCUCCCUCCCUCCCUCCCUCUCUCCCUCCCUCCCUCCCUCCCUCCCUCCCUCCCUCCCUCCCUCCCUCCCUCCCUCCCUCCCUCCCUCCCUCCCUCCCUCCCUCCCUCCCUCCCUCCCUCCUGCUGCCUCUGCCACUCCCCCCCCCCCCCCCACCCACCUCAUUCCCACCCCAUCCCUUGCCCAACCCCCAUCCCGCCUCCACCUUUCAUCUCUUCCCUUCUCCCCCCCAACCAACAGGCUGCUGCCACCUGGCUCUCUCUGGCUGCGUCAGCACCGCACUGAUGACGUGGCAUGGCUUGCAGGGCUCAUGGCGCGCCACGUCCUCAUGCACACGUGGAACAUCUCCCUCCCGUUGGCGCAACCUCUUUCCCCUCCUCCUCCUCCGCCUCCUCCUCCUCUGGAGCAGAGGGAGACGCAAGAGAAUACGCAGUGGUCGGGAUGGGUGCAGCUCUUCUCACAUCUGUCAAGAAAGGUCACCUUUCACAUGCACCGGGUCCUCCUCCACAUCAGCCACUCACUGCCUGCCACGUCACAUGCUGCUGCCACAUCACACACUGCUGCCACGUCACACACUGCUGCCACGUCACACACUGCUGCCACGUCACAUACUGAUGCGCCUGCCACGUCAGCUCCCGAAGCUGCAACCACCACUGCCGCUGUCACGAGAACUGGCAUCAACACCAUCGUCACACACCCUUCCUCCAUCCCUUCCCUCCCCUCCCCUUCCUCCCUCCCCUCCCUCUCCUCCUCUUCCUCCCUCUCCUCCCUCCCCCACCUCUCCUCCCUCUCCACCUCCUUCCCCUCCUGCGACUCCCUCGCCCCCCUUUCCUCCUCCUCAUCUUCCUCCCCCUCCUCUCCCUCCUUCCUCUACCCCUUCUCCCCUCCCUCCACCCCAGCCCCCGCCACCACCACCACCACCGGCUCCAGGUCAGCUCCUCUCCACCCCUUUCACACCCUCUCCACCACUCUCACAUCAUCUCCACCCUUUUCACAUCUUCUCCCCUCUCCUCCUAGCCCCCCGGGCCCCCCUCCCCCACCUCCUCUUCCGCCUCCCGCACCCCCCCCGACCCACUACCCCUUACUGCCCCCAUUUGGGGAUCUCAACUCCCCUGCAUCCCCCCCUCCCUCCCCCCCUUCACCACCAUCUCCCCCCGUUCCUCCUCCCUCCCCUCCCCUGCCUUCCCCCCCUCCUUCCCCCCUUGCCCCUCCUUCCCCUCCCUUUUCUCCUCCCUUUCCGCCCCCAUCACCUCCCUCCCCCUUUCUCUCCUCCCCUCUGUCCCCCCCUCUUGGUGAUAUGAACUCCCCCACCUCCCCUCCCCCUUCCCCUCCCCGACCCCCCUCCCCCCCUGCUCCUCCCCCUGUCCCCCCUUCUCCUCCAGCCCCCCCUUCUCCCUCUCCAGAUCUCGCCCCUCCCCCUCCAAACCUCGCUCCCCCUCUACCCCUCCCCCCCACAGCCGCGCUCCCCCCCUCCUCUCCGCCUUCCCCUUCGCCCUCAGCGCCCCCUCCCCAAGAACCCCCUGCGCUUCCUUCCCCUCCCCCUCCUCCCCCUUCCCCCUCCCCGUCCCCUCCCCUAUCCCCCCGCCCCCCUCGCAUUCCGCCUAGCCCACCCCCCGUCUCUCCCCCUUCCCCUGCCUCUCCCCCGCCUCCCUUCCCCUCCCCCCCUGCGCGCACACACCCCCCACCUGCCAACUCUAACGAUAUGGGUAAUGCCACAGAGCCUCCCCCUCCUUCACUCCCUAAUCCCCCCCCUCCCUCACUCCCUAAUCCCCCCCCUCCUCCUACUCUUCUCCCCCCUCCUCCUGCCCCUGCUCCCCCACCCUCCCCAUCCCCUCCACCCCACUCUCCCCCAUUUCCCCCCACCCCCCCGUCCGUCUCACCCCCCUCACCUCCCCCCUCUCCUCCUUACACCCUCGGUCCUAUCCUCCCUGCUCCCGUUCUCUCCCCUCCCCAACCCCCUCCCUACCCCCCUCCCCAACCCCCUCCGCACCCCCCUCCUCCUUUCCCUCCUCCAGGCUUCCCCCCUUCUCCCCCCAUUUCUCUCCUCCCUCCCUCGCCUCCAAAAAAGCCUUCCCCCCCUCUCUCUCCUCCCUCCCCCCCCUCCUCUCGUACCCUCACCACCCCUCGCAAAGCCACCUGCCAACUCUCCCGCAACAGAACCCCCGCCACGCCAAAAGCACCUGAAAAACCACCUGCGCCAGCACCAGCAGCACCGCCGCCACACCCGGCGUUCCUACCCCACCCCAACUCCUCCCACGCCCCUGUCACCAUCUGGAGCCCUCCCCCCUCGCCUGUGCUGCCGCCCCCUUCGCCUGUGCUUCCGCCCCCUUCGCCCGUGCUGCCGCCCCCGUCACUUCCGCUGCCGCCCCCACCGCCGGAUAGCAGAAAUUGUCCCCCCUGCCCAAACACCUACGUCCUCCUCCCCUCCCCCACCCCCUCCUCCGCCUCCCCCGCCGUCCCCCCCUCCGCCCCUCCGCCCUGCACCUGCGGUCUCCCCAUGACCGUGGUCAUGAAGCUCUAUUGCGGCUUCGAUUCCUUCCUCCUCAACCUCCCGGCCUUCACUGCGCAGACUGCCACUUCACUCGUACUACAGAAGGAACAAGUGGAGCUCUAUUGCGGCUUCGACUCCUUCCUCCUCAACCUCCCCGCCUUCACUGCCCAGACGGCCGCCUCGCUCACACUUGUGAAAGAGCAAGUGGAGGUGAGUCAGCGGGUGUGCGGUUGGGCUGAGUGGGUUAUUCACCCUGCGGCCUCCCUUCCCAUGGUGGUGGUCAUGAAGCUCUAUUGCGGCUUCGAUUCCUUCCUCCUCAACCUCCCCGCUUUCACCGCCCAGUCGGCAACCUCCCUCGCACUGCAGCAAGAGCAGGUGGAGGUGAGUCAGUCAGCGGCUCUAUUGCGGCUUCGAUUCCUUCCUCCUCAACCUCCCAGCCUUCACUGCCCAGACGGCUACCUCCCUUGUGCUGCAGAGGGAACAAGUGGAGGUGAGUCUCAGCUGAAUGCAAGCUCAUUCUCUGUUCACACCUUCGGCCUCCCCAUGCUGGUCGUCAUGAAGCUCUAUUGCGGCUUCGAUUCCUUCCUCCUAAACCUCCCCGCCUUCACUGCCCAGACGGCUACCUCCCUUGUGCUGCAGAGGGAACAGGUGGAGCUCUAUUGCGGCUUCGACUCCUUCCUCCUCAACCUCCCGGCCUUCACUGCUCAGACGGCUACCUUGCUCACGCUUGAGAAGGAGCAAGUGGAGCUCUAUUGCGGCUUCGACUCCUUCCUCCUCAACCUCCCGGCCUUCACUGCCCAGACGGCUACCUUGCUCACGCUUGAGAAGGAGCAAGUGGAGGUGUGGACAGUCAACUAUGACCCUGAUCCUGCCCCUCUUCCCCCACUUGUAACCCGGUUACCACAUGCCGUGCAGUCCUCCUCCUCCUCCUCCUCCCGCCCGCCACCUGCCACAGCCGCCCGGCAGCAGCCAAUCACGGACCGGCUGAGUGCAGCAGAGGUGGAUCGCAUCCGACGGCUGCUGUUGAGCGGAUCGCUGGUGCUCGACCGGCAGCUGUUUGGGGCGUAUGAGGUCAUUCUGGUGCUCAAACCAGGUGAACGCCCGCCUCUGCCCCCGCCUCUGCUUCCCCCCUCCACCUCUCCCGCCCCUCCUACCUCCUCCUCCGCCUCCUCCUCCUCCCCGUUCUCCCCCUCGCCUCCCUCCACUCCACCCCCUCCUGCCCCCGGGGGCAUGCCUUAUUGGAAGGUCAUGCUUAUGAUCGUUCUCCCUGCGUUGAUCCUCGCGAUUAUUACUCUCUGUGUGGCGGUGUGGUGCGUGAGGAGGAGGCCUUGGGAGAAGGCAGGGAAGGGUGUUGGGAAAUUAGUGGGGAGUUGGAAAGGGAACGGGAAAGGGGGACGAGGAGAGAGGAGAGGAGGGAGGGGAGGAGGGAGGGAGGAGGGAGGGAGGGGGGGAGAAGGGUGGAUGGAGGGCGGGGCGGAGAGGAUAGGACGCCAGGAGAGGGAAGAGGUGCAGGCGUGGGCUGAAGGGGAGAGUGAUGACGACCAUUACACGCCGCUUGCAUCAGGGGCAGAGAGGCAGUGGACCGGUGGAGGAGUGGCAGCAGCCGGAGCAGCCGGAGCAGCCGGAGCAGCUGGAGCAGGAGCAGGGAUUGCAACUGGUUUAGGGGUAGCAGCAGCAGGAGCAUUUGCAGAAAGAGAAGCAGGAGGAGGAGGAGUAGGCAGAUUAGGAGGAGCAGGAGGAGUAGGAGGAGGAGUAGCAGCAGGCAGGGGAAAAGGAGCCCUAAGAGAAGGGUCCUCUAGAGGAGCCUCUAUGCAAGCCCUAGCCCCUUUUGCUGAAGCAACCUUCUCAUUCUCCCUCUCAGAACUCCACACAGCCACCAGUGGUUUCCACCCGAGCAACCUGAUUGGCCAAGGCGGAUCCAGCCAGGUGUUCCGGGGGUGCUUGCCGGGCGGCAAACUGGUAGCCGUGAAAAGAUUCGAUUCGCCGCCCGGGGCGGAGAGGGAUUUUAUUACGGAGGCGCGGCUUCUGAGCCGGCUGAACCACAAGAACGUGGUGAAGCUUCUGGGAACGUGCGACGAGGGCGGCGUGCGUUGUCUUGUCUUCCAGCUAGCCGAAAAGGGAAGCUUGAGGGAGCACCUCCACUCCUCCACCCUCCCCACCUCCACCCUCCCCUCCUCCAGCCUCCACCCCCCCACCCUCCCCUCCUCCCACUCCGCCCUCUCCCCUACUCCCACCAUUCUAGACUGGACUACAAGGCUGAAAAUAGCACUGGGGGCGGCCCAGGGGUUAGCUUACCUGCAUGAGGACUCCAGUCCGCAGAUUAUCCACCGCGAUUUAAAGACGUCGAAUAUCCUGCUGGAUGCUGAUUGGACGGCUAGGAUUGCGGAUCUGGGUCUGGCGAGAGUGGUGAGGGAGGUGGGGGGUGGCGGGCGGGGUGGGGGUGGGAGGGGAGGUGGGGAGGGGGCGGCGGGAGAGGAGGGAGAGAAGGGGGAGGAGGGAGCAGAGGCAGAAGAGGGAAGUGGGGAGGUGGGAGGAGGAGGAGGAGGCGAAGGUGGGGGCAAGGGAGGUUUGGAGUCCCACAUGUGCGGCACAUUCGGGUACAUGGCGCCUGAGUAUGCACUCACAGGGCGAGUGGCGACCAAGAGUGACGUGUUCAGCUUCGGUGUCGUGCUGCUGGAAGUGCUCUCCGGCCGCCCUGCCCUCGUGCCUCUGGAUCAAUUUCAGACGGCUGGUGAUGCAGCAGCAGCAGCUGUGGAGGAGAGUGCAGGGGUUGUAAACGGUGCAGAUGGUGCUGUAGGAGCUGUUGCAGAGGGAGCUGGGGCGGCAGCAGCUGAGGAGGAGAGUGCAGCAGUUUUGGAAGGUGCAGGUGCAGCAGCAGCAGGAGCUGCAGGAACUGGAGGGCCAAGGCCGGCUCUCCUCUUCUCUCCUCUCCUCUUCUCUCCUCUCCUCUUCUCUCCUCUCCUCUUCUCUCCUCUCCUCUUCUCUCCUCUCCUCUUCUCUCCUCUCCUCUCCUCUCCUCUCCUCUUCUCUCCUCUCCUCUCCUCUUCUCUCCUCUCCUCUUCUCUCCUCUCCUCUUCUCUCCUCUCCUCUUCUCUCCUCUCCUCUUCUCUCCUCUCCUCUUCUCUCCUCUCCUCUUCUCUCCUCUCCUCUUCUCUCCUCUCCUCUCCUCUCCUCUCCUCUCCUCUCCUCUUCUCUCCUCUCCUCUCCUCUCCUCUCCUCUCCUCUCCUCUUCUCUCCUCUCCUCUCCUCUCCUCUCCUCUCCUCUCCUCUCCUCUCCUCUCCUCUCCUCUUCUCUCCUCGCACAUCUCUGCAUGCAUGCCUGUGCUAAAGCAAGGCCUGCGACACUUCGCCGACCCCCGUCUGGGCGGCAGCUAUCCGCUGGAGGCCAUGGCGCGGGCGGCAGCCAUAGCCAUGAGGUGCACAGAAAGCGAGCCUUCAGCACGACCAUCAAUGGGGGACGUGGUCCAAGCGCUCCGAGCCAUCGCGUUCGAGCACUCUCCCAUGACCAGGUGCGUGUGCUGGGGCCACCAUACCCCUUCCUCUUCCUCUUCCUCUUCCCACGGUGACCUUCCUCUGCACCUUCUCCACUGGAAGCCAUGGCGCAGGCGGCAGCCAAAGCCAUGCGAUGCACGCAGGGAUGCUUUUGAGACUCAUUCUCAUUCCGCCUCUCUCCACCCCUCCGGGCCCCCUUUAACCUCACCGCAACACCUCUCAACCGCUCACCAACCCCUCACCUCCCAACAGCCUAUCACCGCUCUCCACCUCUCCGCACCACUGCACCGACUCCCCCACCGCUCCACACCCCAACCCAUCCCAGGCGAAGCCUCAGCGUCAAGUUCGGAUAUGCCGAACCUGGCAACCCGGUCUGGUUCGGCCGGACCAGUAGUGUUGGACGGACGAGGAGAGGGUGGAGGAUGGGGAGAGGGAGCAGCAGCAGCAGGAGGAGGAGGAGGAGGAGGAGGAGGAGGAGAAGGAGAAGGGAGGGAAACAGCAGCAAGAGGAACAGUUGUGCACCCUCAUGCACAACAGCUAGGAGCAGCAAACAACCCUCCCAACAGAGCCACUCGCUUGCACUCCCACUCCUCCUCUCGCCCCACUCACUCCCACUCCAUCCAGUUCCCGCUCUCCACUCCACACUCUCUCCCCCGCUUCCCCCCCUCUCCCUCUCACUCGCCUCACUCCCAGCUCUCUCACUCGCUCCCCUCUCCCUCCGCCUCCCCUUACCUUACUCAACCUUACACUACAGCCGCCCCCCCUGCCGGCCCCCCUGCUGCCUCCCCCUAUGUCUCCCCUUCCGCCUCCCCAGAUGCCUCCCCCUAUGCUUCCCCCUACGCCACCCCCUCUGCUGCACCCUCCUCCCCCUCUGCUGCUCCGUCCUCCCCCCUGCAUCUGGGUGACCUCUCCCCCCAGUCAAGAGGCGGCAUUCCGAGGCUGCUCAGGAUGAGCAUUCGAGGACUCGACUACAGUGGUGACAUGGCUCUCGAUGCCUCCUCUGCAUCGCUCCCACACAGCCAGCCUCCCUCACAG
Messenger RNA from Closterium sp. Naga37s-1, 7623 nucleotides. The record is from the annotation of a GenBank genome assembly. NCBI's taxonomy places the organism in Eukaryota, Viridiplantae, Streptophyta, Zygnematophyceae, Desmidiales, Closteriaceae.